GACGCGGAGGUGGCGGCGGCCACUGAGGCCGAUGCAGAGCCUCGCGGGGGCUCCGAGGGGAACCCAGACUAUCCCAUGGCCUCGCUGUACGUGGGUGACCUGCAUCCCGAGGUGACAGAAGCAAUGCUGUAUGAGAAGUUCAGCCCCGCCGGGCCCAUCCUAUCCAUCCGCAUCUGCAGGGACAAGAUCACCCGCCGCUCCCUAGGCUAUGCCUAUGUCAACUACCAGCAACCGGUGGACGCCAAGCGGGCCCUGGAGACCCUCAACUUCGAUAUCAUCAAGGGCAGGCCGGUGCGUAUCAUGUGGUCCCAGCGAGACCCCUCGCUCCGCAAGAGCGGGGUAGGCAACGUCUUCAUCAAGAACCUGGGCAAGACCAUCGACAACAAGGCUCUUUACAAUAUCUUCUCAGCUUUUGGCAACAUCCUCUCCUGUAAAGUGGCCUGUGAUGAAAAGGGGCCCAAGGGCUAUGGGUUCGUGCACUUCCAGAAGCAGGAGUCCGCCGAGCGGGCCAUUGACGCGAUGAAUGGCAUGUUCCUCAACUACCGCAAAAUUUUCGUGGGGAGAUUCAAGUCGCAUAAAGAACGGGAGGCUGAAAGGGGAGCCUGGGCCAGGCAGUCAACCAGUGCCAACGUCAAGGAUUUCGAGGAAGACACCGAUGAUGGGGCCACCUUGCGAUGAAGGCGUCCAGGAGAGCCAGCCAGCUGAGCCAGAGCUUGACUCUCACCCGGUUUACAACCCCUCCCCGCCCCACUUGGUUUCUUCAAACCCACCAGCAGUGUAUUCUAUUGGGAGUUCACCUCUCGGUCUCUUCGCUCUCUCUGUCUCUGCCCCACAUCACUUUCUCUCUCCCCUCUUGUUGUUCACUGCCUCGACCUCCUCCUUGCCCCCCUCCCCGCCUCUCCUGUCUCUCCUUCACCUCUUGUUUCACUGCCUCCU
Messenger RNA from Suncus etruscus (white-toothed pygmy shrew), 936 nucleotides. RefSeq names its product polyadenylate-binding protein 1-like 2. Bases 76 to 678 code for a protein of 200 amino acids. Gene Ontology annotation, molecular function: poly(U) RNA binding; mRNA 3'-UTR binding; poly(A) binding. Lineage: Eukaryota; Metazoa; Chordata; Mammalia; Eulipotyphla; Soricidae. The record is from RefSeq and is a predicted model, not a curated record. The transcript has a single exon. Gene Ontology annotation, cellular component: nucleus; cytoplasmic stress granule; ribonucleoprotein complex.